AUGACGCUAUCCCAGCCUGGUUCGGCGGAAAAAACUAUUCGCAAGAUUGAUAUUGCCCAGGUGUCUUUGAGUUUGCAGGACCGAUUGGGUCUCGCUAAACUCAAGUACCAGCAUGGCCGACUGCAUGGGUUGAACCAGCAGGAUGGCAAGUUCGGUCUCCUCGAUAGCGACAAGCCCUCCGAUUCCUCAUCUAAUUUCUCUCGCAGUCGAUGCGAGACUCCGUUUACAUCUCCUCCCCUCCGAGCAGCGACCUACUCCAAGGAACUCCCUCGAUCGUCUCGCAACAAGCACGCAGUGACCUUCAAUUCCCGAGUGAUGCAGCCUAUGUUGUCUGCCAGUCGCAAGCGUCUUCGCUCUGACUCUGCUUCGGGACGUCCGGCCAAGGCUGCGAGGGUUUCUUGGAAGAGUUCAUACCAGCUGCCAGAGUCUUCUCCGGGCCUCAAUAAGCACCUCACAGCACGCCACAACAUGCCAUUCAUGUCCGAGGCCACCAUCCCGGAACUGUCCUCCCCGGUAUAUCAUGGCCCGUCAGAUGAAGAGAAUGACCCGGAUCUGCCUCUGCAUAGUUUCCAAAACAUGGGCUCCAUGGUGGGCUCCUCGCCUCCACGCACUCCACCUCCCAAGCACUCACGAUUGUCACGCACCGAUCGUCCCUCGCAGCAUGAGGACGGUGCGGAUCUACUUCUGUACCUUGCCAAUUCUCCCACACCUGCUCGUGUGGCCCGAGGUUCUCAAGUACAUGGAUUCCCUCCUUCUACACCUCCUAGUCAGCAUGCCGUGCUGCCGUCCAUGACGCCCAAUCAGAACUUCAACUUCGCAGAUUUCGUCAAUGUGACCCCCAGCCCGGCACAGCAGGCAUGGGGUGGUCGUACACCUGGCCCUUCUCGCACCCCUCUCGCAGCUAAGGAUGCCCGCAAGCGUCUCAAUUUUGAUUCUCUUGUCCCUCCCACCAGUGCUGCCAGUCCUCGCAAGGAAAGAGGGCUAGCUCUCCAGCUUGGUGGUGAGCUGAGACCCUAA
Molecule: messenger RNA, 1017 nt
Organism: Penicillium maclennaniae
Lineage: Eukaryota; Fungi; Ascomycota; Eurotiomycetes; Eurotiales; Aspergillaceae
Exons: 2
Coding region: 1-1017 (338 amino acids)
Source: RefSeq, a predicted model, not a curated record